AUGCCGUCAAAAGCCUUGGCGGCGCGCCAUUGCCACCCUCGUGCUGCCCCGAGAUCUGAGUUGCGAGGCACAAAUCCAAGAUGGCCGGGAGAAAGAGUUUUACAUCGUAUCUCUAUAGUCCAGCGUCUCUUACUAGUAGGUACCGCUAAGAUAUCACUACUGCUGCUGCAUAUCAUAUCUCAGCAUGACUAUGACUACAGCCUCCAGGGCUUAUUGGCAGCAUUCGCUGCUUCAUUCUAG
Trichoderma gamsii is the source of this 240-nucleotide messenger RNA. RefSeq lists its product as hypothetical. The coding region runs from base 1 to 240 and encodes 79 amino acids. NCBI's taxonomy places the organism in Eukaryota, Fungi, Ascomycota, Sordariomycetes, Hypocreales, Hypocreaceae. The transcript has 2 exons. The record is from RefSeq and is a predicted model, not a curated record.